Messenger RNA from Phycomyces blakesleeanus NRRL 1555(-), 418 nucleotides. RefSeq lists its product as hypothetical. Lineage: Eukaryota; Fungi; Mucoromycota; Mucoromycetes; Mucorales; Phycomycetaceae. The transcript is spliced from 2 exons. The record is from RefSeq and is a predicted model, not a curated record. The coding region runs from base 1 to 258 and encodes 85 amino acids.
AUGUCUUCAAGUGUUGGUGCUCAUUGCACAGAACUCAAGCAAAAAUAUGACACCUGCUUCAACAAGUGGUACUCUGAAAAGUUCUUAAAGGGAGACACGACACCAGAAUGUGAAGAUUUGUUCAAAGAUUACCGCGCUUGUGUCAUGAUUACUCUAAAAGAAAAGGGAAUUGACAAGCUACUCGCAGAAUCUCGCAAGGAGACACAGUUUCCUUCUGCCUCUUCGGGUGACGAAGAAGCCGGGCCCAAUUCAGCAUGAUAAAUUACAAAUCUUUCUUUUUCCCUCUGUUUCAUUUUAUGUGUCCAAUCCAAGCAAAGCAAAACAAAACAAAAAACGUCUACUUUAUAGAAUAAAUUAUGAAAAUUAUCAUAAUAAAUGCAUGCGAAUAAAUAUAAUGUUUUGCUAUUAUAUCUAAUGU